UUCGCCAGCGGCUGUUUGCUGUGGCAGGGCUUGAAGGCCGCAACGGGUAAGGAGAAGGACGCGCGGAUUAAGGAGAAGAAGGAAAGCUCGUCGGGCGAAUCGCUCUACUACAGGAUCCUCCCCGAAGAAUUCGCGACGUACAUCAACUACACCCGGCGCCUGCAUUUCGAUGAGAAGCCGGACUACUCGUACCUUCGUAGGCUGCUCCGUCGUCGAUUUGCAGCGGAGGGGUUCAAACACGAUAACGUCUUCGACUGGACGGAGAAAAGGUUCCACGAGAUGUAG
Thermothelomyces thermophilus ATCC 42464 is the source of this 285-nucleotide messenger RNA. RefSeq lists its product as uncharacterized. The transcript has a single exon. Gene Ontology annotation, molecular function: protein serine/threonine kinase activity. The annotation marks the transcript as partial. Gene Ontology annotation, biological process: signal transduction; endocytosis; peptidyl-serine phosphorylation. NCBI's taxonomy places the organism in Eukaryota, Fungi, Ascomycota, Sordariomycetes, Sordariales, Chaetomiaceae. Gene Ontology annotation, cellular component: cytoplasm; nucleus. The record is from RefSeq and is a predicted model, not a curated record.